ACCUCCACGAAAGCUGAUUGAUUAUACUCAGCCCGGCUACGAUGAAGAAACACUCGCUUCUAGGAAAGAAAGCACCAGAGCUUUCGCUGCCUAAUUUCGACGGGUCAACCUUUGCUUUCACCCCUGGUGCGAGCGGACGUCCAACAGCACUCUUCUUCUAUCCCCAGUCUGGAACGUACGGCUGCACGAAGGAAGCCUGCCAGUUCAGGGACGCGCUUUCUGAGGAAGAGAUAUUCAGGUCAACAAAUAUCGAAGUUAUUGGAAUCAGUCCAGACCCGGUUGAGAAACAAAAGAAGUUCGUUGAGAAGAAUAAUUUAACUUACCCAAUCUUGAGUGACGAGAAGGGCGAAGCACGAAAGGCGUAUGAUGUUUCAAAGGGUCUAUUGGGUCUGACCGCGUCAAGCAGGGUCACAUUCGUCAUUGAUUCGGAAGGCACUGUCAAGGAUGCCUUCGAUUCUACUCUCAACUUCUCCGCACACCACAAAUUCGUACAGGACUGGCUGAAGUCCACUCAGCAACCAAAGGAGCCAUCCAACACGGAGACCGCGGCCGCACCCGCUCCCACGGCAGAACCCGACGCGGGGGCGACUCCUGCCGAUAAGCCUGCUGAAACCGGCGAGACUACUGCGUGAACACCAGGCGUGGGCUUCAAGGCAAAGUCUUGUCUUGUCUUGUCAUCCUCGCUCGUAUCGGAUUUGUAUUUCAGAAGUUCUAACGUUUGCGUCAUAGCUGGAUUCAGAUUGAUGUAUGUUCUAUAACUUCUAUUCACUAUGCCCCACCUCAUCUUUUCGUCUCGACGGUCCAAUUGCCUACUAAUUGCUUGUUGUUGGUCUUACUGAAAUAUAUUCAUGGACAAGCGUUCCACUUAGUCUAUUGU
Molecule: messenger RNA, 877 nt
Organism: Fomitiporia mediterranea MF3/22
Lineage: Eukaryota; Fungi; Basidiomycota; Agaricomycetes; Hymenochaetales; Hymenochaetaceae
Product: peroxiredoxin Q
Exons: 6
Coding region: 42-632 (196 amino acids)
Biological process (GO): cellular response to oxidative stress; cell redox homeostasis
Cellular component (GO): cytoplasm
Molecular function (GO): thioredoxin peroxidase activity
Source: RefSeq, a predicted model, not a curated record